Molecule: messenger RNA, 1186 nt
Organism: Gilbertella persicaria
Lineage: Eukaryota; Fungi; Mucoromycota; Mucoromycetes; Mucorales; Choanephoraceae
Exons: 7
Coding region: 114-1079 (321 amino acids)
Biological process (GO): intracellular protein transport; retrograde transport, endosome to Golgi
Cellular component (GO): retromer, tubulation complex; endosome
Molecular function (GO): phosphatidylinositol-3-phosphate binding
Source: RefSeq, a predicted model, not a curated record
UGCUUAAAAAAACUAAGGACACACCAUAAAAUUUAUCAUUAAAAGGAACCAGAGGAUUUCUUUUUCGCUCCUUCUUAUUUUUCUUUUAUCUGGUUCCUUUUCCAAUAAACUGUAUGUCAUCUCGAAUAGACUUGCAAAUCACACACGUCGACUAUAAGCGUAAAGACCCUGUGUUUUGGAUAGACUUUGAGACAAAUCUUGUGAAAUACAAACAAAAGCAAAAACGAGUACCACGAUACUAUUCUGAACUAGAAAAACUUCAUGACCAUUUAUGCUUAACCCUAGACGACGCUCUUAUUCCACCUUUGCCAGCAUGUCCUAAGCCUCGAUUAGAUAAGGAAGGUCAAGUAGUGGGCAGGCAAUGGUGGUAUACGAUUCGAUUGCCGAAUGAAGAAAAGAAACAACAUUACAAUAACCAAGGUGAUAAUGCUGUUGAACAAAGGAUACAAAUAUGGUUAAAUAGAAUAGCGGAACACGAAAGGGCAAAGAUGAGUGAAGGACUCAGAGAAUUCAUUGAAUCCGAAGUAGGGUUUAGACCGAGUUUGAACAAGGCCAUGCUAUACAAAACCAGAACAAAGCAGAUUGUUAUACAAGUAUCAGAAGAGGACAUGGAACCGGAAUUCGGAUAUUGUUCAUCACAACUGAGUGGUUUUGUUCAGCAUAUGCAUCAAUUAUCAACACGUCUUGAUAAAUUAGCACAAACACAAACAGAUGCUGCUCGCUGUUGGCUUAGUUUAUCGAAUGCCUGGGUUUCUUAUGGUGGCAUUGAAAGAAACCCAAGCCUGUUUAUUUUAUAUAAAUCAAUCGCAAAAGGAUAUCAGCAGUUAUUUAACAUUGAAAGAUCGCAGGCACUUGCUUCUAGCGAAACACUAGGAGACGAGCUUGUUUAUCAGCAAAGAAAUUGUGAAUCUGCCAAGAAUGCAAUGCAACGAAGAAUUAAUGCAUUAUCUGCUUAUUUAUCAAGUAGAAAAUAUACAGAAUCAAGCUUGAGAAACGUUGAGAGACUAAAGUCAUCUAUCAAUAUUGAUCGAGAUCAAGCAAGUGACGCUAUCGCUAUUUUGGAAGAUGUAAGAUCUUGAUGCGAUGUCUUGUCUGCUAAUUUAUAUGUCUAUAGGCUCGAAUCAGGGAAAGUGAAAACUUGCAAAAGUUUAAACGAAUUGAUGCCAAUUUAAACCAUGAUAUUGAA